Messenger RNA from Chionomys nivalis (European snow vole), 7381 nucleotides. It is a transcript of the gene Erh, whose product is annotated as ERH mRNA splicing and mitosis factor. NCBI's taxonomy places the organism in Eukaryota, Metazoa, Chordata, Mammalia, Rodentia, Cricetidae. The record is from RefSeq and is a predicted model, not a curated record. The transcript is spliced from 4 exons. The coding region runs from base 190 to 663 and encodes 157 amino acids.
CCCGUCCCUCCUGUCUCCGCCCAUCCAGCGCGAGCGAGCUGCUCCCCGCCCCCCACGCUCACGCUCAGGGGUCGACCCUUCCCCUUCCCGACGCCGGGACGCGGGGCCUGACUGUAGGCCCCGGACCUGGUCCGCCCUGCGGCUGCGCGCCCGCCAGCUGCUGGGAGCGAGCUGUGCGGUGGGGAGAGGAUGCACCGUUUGCGGAUGGCUGCCGGGAAGAGGGAGGCGUGGGGUGCCCCUUCUUUCUCUUCAGAUGCACUAGCGAGCUGUAGGAACAAUGGCCAGGGGACGUGUGUCAGACCUAUGACUGAAAUUGACAAACUCGCCGCCUUGCUGUUCGCCGAACGUGGGUCUCACACCAUUUUGCUGGUGCAGCCUACCAAGAGGCCAGAAGGCAGGACUUAUGCAGACUAUGAGUCUGUGAAUGAGUGCAUGGAAGGUGUUUGUAAGAUGUACGAAGAACAUCUGAAAAGAAUGAAUCCUAACAGCCCCUCCAUCACAUACGAUAUCAGUCAGUUGUUUGAUUUUAUUGAUGAUCUGGCAGAUCUCAGCUGUCUUGUUUACCGAGCUGAUACACAGACGUACCAGCCUUAUAACAAAGACUGGAUCAAAGAGAAGAUCUACGUGCUCCUUCGUCGACAGGCCCAACAAGCUGGGAAGUAGUUGAGUCGGAAGCAUUAGGGGCUGGGGGUGGGCUUGGAACAGGUGCAUACAGCGUGCUGUAGUGAAGAUUUUGUAUGAUAGUAAUCCUGUUUCCAUUUUGUUACGCUAGAGCCAAGAUUGAAUGUAUGACAUGGAACAUGAAUGAUAUUUUCAUUCUGAAAACCACCAUUAUUGCCCCUUUACUCUUUUUCUUUUUUUUUUUACUUAAACAUUUUUAUGAUAAUUCAGAGAGAGUGUUCUUUGCCAUUUAAGGUUGGUUCCAGUCCUUGAAACUGUUGGUGUCUGCUUUACAGCAGUGAGUGCACUAACCCCUUGUGAGGGGUGGGGUGGUGACAAGCUUAGUUAUGUCCUCUGGGAAAGUCUUAGUGAAAAUAAAGAAAUGUUCUGUAGUUGUAUUUCUCAUUGAGUUUUUUGGUUUUGUCUCUAAGCAUUGAAUUGUCUGGAAAAGCCUUAACAGUUUAAAGUCAGUAGGUUGCUACACAAAGAACUUGAAAGUUUAUGUAUUUGGACCCAUUUUGUUGUGAUUUACUUAUAUGAAACUAAUGAGCUUUUACCUCAAUUUUCCAGCAAUCAAUAAAUCUCAGUUGUAGUGACAAUAUUUGUAUCUACUGUGGGUGCAAACAUGAGGUGCUUCUGGACUCAGCAAUGGGAAUAUCUCCAUUGACAAGUUGGAAAUAGUACAAAUGCAUUUAGUACCCCAACCUGUGGAGCAUCACAACUGCAGACAGUACACUGGAUUCAGUGCCUUCCUCCCCCAUGACUGUGACUAAUGCAGCUCCCUUCCCGGCAUUACUUCAGAGCAUUAGACCUGAGAGCACUAGCUUGCGAAAAGAAUUUAGAGCACAAAAUGUUCCUCUUUCACAGCAUCCUAAGUUGGGAACACUCUCCAAGAGUCUCUGGGAAGUCAGAGUCUGCAGCAGGGAAUACUAACUAUCCACCCUUCCAUGGAAGGUAUUAGGGUGAGGGGAGGAUCACAGAAACAGUACAAAGCCGUCUCGGUUGGAGUACAGUGGUUCUGUUAUGACUUGAACACACCAACUGUCCUCGUCAUUGAGUACUGCAUACUCCUAAUUCUGUUACUUCCCCAAUGGUCAGCGUCUUCACACACCAUGAGGUUGAUAGUUUACAGGGAGGCUCGUGAUCGGCCUACUGUUCCUUCUUCCCUGCUCCUCUCCCUAUAUUAGACCCUUAACUCUAUGUUUUAUGCAAAAUAAAUGGAGAAAUUGAUGGCCAUCUAUUGCAGUACUGCAGAUGAACUUGAGGCCUUUACACAUUGAAAUCAUGCUCUUACCACUGUGCCUAUCCCUGCUUGAUGGUAAUGGAAAUAUCACUCUACCAUAGACUUAACUAGGGUACCUGUCAGAAUUCUAGUCAUGAUGUUCACCGGGAAUUAGCCUGACUUAAAUCUCAAAAGACAUAGCUGCAGCAGUCACAUUAGGAGGCUAUUUUUUUCACAGUAUCUGUCCUGCUGACGUAGUUCUCAGCUUUGUUUAAGGUGGAACAGCAGAUAGGAAGGGAUCGGUACACUUCAUACAAUGUAGUGUAUGAUGUUGGACGUGGAAGAAAAUGUUUCAGCCAUUUCCAGUGUCAUACAUGAGAGGUCAAAGUGGCCUCUCGGUGCUGGUAAGAUGCAUGUACAAGAGAUGGCUUGUGUAAGAGCCACCUGGUUUAGAUACCUCAUGCACAAGUGUCACCUCUCAUAGGUGUCUUAGACCAAGGUGUGCCCAGGCAUGAGAGUCACUACUGAGGGAAAUUGUUGUGUGAUGUUUUAUUCUUUUGGCUCUUUUUCAGGGACCUGCCACCCAGCUCCCAGGUAAACACAUGGAGGUUUGUUUUUACUUAUAAAUGCCAGCUUGACUUGUUUCUAGCCAGCUUUUCUUAAAUUAACCCAUCUACCUUUUGCCCCAGGACUUUUUCUUCUGUACAUCUUACUUUCUCUCUUACUCUGUGACUGGCUGUGUAGCUGGGUGGCUGUCAGGGUCCUAAACCAUUUCUUGUGCUAGAGUGGAGGUGUGAGAAUUAAAACAAUUCACAUGACUAUAUGGGAAUAUAGUGAUCUUUCAAGAAGUCCUGAAUCAUAUCCUAAAAAAUCACCCAUGUUUAUUCUCCAAACAGCUUUUAUAGCAAAACGUAAACUGAGGUGGAAGCUCAUUAGCAUUAUGUUUCCUAGGCAACAGGAAGAAUGACUUAGGUCACUGCCAUACCUAUGCCUGUUCUGUCACAUACUGAAAAACACCUCUUCCCUAAGCGGCCUCCUAAAUUAUAAUAGGAGGAGCAGAACAUAUCCUGGCCCUUUAUUGGGAUGACGUCAGGUUGUCUCACUAUCAGAAGGCUGGGCGACCACCUUCUAUGUGAAAGGUACAAAUUGUGCCUUGCCAGGUCGCUCAGAAUUCUGACUGCCAUAAAAUGUAAGAAUAUGGCCUGUAUAAUCCGGCCUCUACAGGUGGCUGGCCCUUAGCUUUCUCCUCUCCUUGUUCUCUCAUUGCUCCUCCUCUUCCUCGUUCCUCUGUCUGCCAGCCCCGCUUUUCCUUGUUCCUGCCUCGCUAUUGACUGUUCAGCUCUUUAUUAGGACCAUCAGGUGUUUUAGACAGGCAAAGAAUCACAGCUUCAUGGAAUUAAACAAAUGCAGCAUAAACAAAAACAACACACCUUAAAAUAAUAUUUUGCGGGGCUGGAGAGAUGGCUCAGUGGUUAAGAGCACUGACUGCUCUUCUCAAGGACCCGGGUUCAAUUCCCAGCACCCACAUGGCAGCUCACAACUGUCUGAAAAUCCAGUUCCAGGGGAUCUGACACCUUCACACCAAUGCACAUAAAAUAAAGUUAAAUAAACCAUAAAAAUUUAAAAAAAAAAAAAUAUUUUGCAAGAAAUAGCUGUUCUCCCUCCUUGAGUCUGUAAUUUCCCCCAUUUAGGUAUAAUUUGCCAGUUGAGGGCCAUUAUUUACAUAAUAGGCAAUCUUGUCUAGUAGCAGAUUAUUCCAUCCUCUCAAGAAUAAAGCUGAAAGCCAACCCACAGUCAAGUUUGUAGAGCAGAGCUUGUGUCAACCCUAAUCCGCACUUGAGAAGUUUAAGGUGGAGGACACAUCUAGCCGGCUCCAUGAAGGAAGCCCCUCUCUCUGAUUCUGAGGGAUUUGUUUCUGAGACAUUCUAACUUGCCAAACCUGGCCUCAAACUUGUGGGCUCAAGUGGUCCUUGUCCUCUAUCUCCUGAGCAGCUGGAGUCACAGACUGGCUAGAGGGCAGCUUAAACAGGACAUGGACGGACAGCAGGAAGAUAGAACAGGCAGGGAGGGGAUGUGGCCUUGGAUAGUAAGCCACCGUGCUUGGAGCAAAGCGACCAUAUAAUAUAGAUAAAAGUCAAAACUAUGGCCACAGCGCCUUAGAAAUCAAGCUGAGGCUUAGGCUGCAGGUAGCCUUAAAAGAUUUUUUAGUCAUAACCUGUCAGGUCUUUGCAUGAGAAGGAUUAAGCAUUCUGCUGUGUAGACUGGACUGAAAAGCCAGAGAAUAUAAAAUCAUCGAAGUCAAUCCAGGAAGUUUUCAGUGAGGCAGGUAAGAGAAAUUACAAAAAGUCUUUUGACUUGGAUUUCAGGAGCUCUCAGCCCUACACUAUACAAGACAAAUAGCACAUUUGCAGGUAAAGUACAGGAGCGUGCUGUGUGAUGAAAUAUCUGGGCCUAAUGUCUGGGGAGUGGGGGAUGAGGACCCCCCACGUGAGGCAAGGGAGGGCUUCUUAGUACCUUAUAACGAUUCUUGCGCACACACACCUUCCCAGUCAAGAAGGACUUUAUCCUCAACUACGAUCCCAUCGCUUUUGCUUUUGUCAGGGAUUUUUAUCCUAGCAACAGAAAAGUAACUCAUACAACAAAGUUCACUGAAAACUUAAGAGUGGUGAUAUGGUAAUUUGGAAGGGUGUGUGUGUGCGCACACGCAUGUGUGCACUCAUGAUAGUGCACAUGUGUGUGUUUGCAUGAGGACAGCCUUGGGUGUCAUGUAUUCCUCAGGUAAUUUGAGACAAACCUAGAACUAUUUGGCCUAGAACUAGCCAAAUAGGCCUAACGCCUAACCAGAGGCUAGGAGAUGGGUCCCAGGGGUCCAUCUGUCUGUGCUUUUCUAAAGUUGGAAGUUACAGAUGGCUUUUUGUUUUUUUUCCUUUUGAGACAGGGAUUUCUCUGUGUAACAGCCCUGACUGGCCUGGAACUAGCUCUAUAGACCAGGCCAGCCUAAAACUCACAGAGGUUUGCCUGCCUCUUUCUCCCAAGUGCUGAGAUUAAAGGCGUGCGCCAUCACUGCCCAGCUCAAGAUGGCUUUUUUAAAAGUUCUGGGUAUUGAACUUGGGUCCUCACACUUGUCAGGCAAGCACUUUACUGAACUGUUUCCAGUCCUGGAUUUUUUUUUUUUUAAUGAGGGUAAUUUACUUACAUGUAAGCAAAAGAAAUGUCUAGUUUUCAUUUCUUUAAUCUUUUGAGAUUAUAACAUAAUUACAUGAUUUACUCUUUCCUUUUCUCCCUCCAAACCUUCCCAUAUACUCCUUCCUGCUCUCUUUCAAACUCAUGGUCUUUUUGCUCAUUAAUUGUAGUUACGUAUGUGUGUGUGUAUCAAAUACAACCUAAGAAGAAAAAUAAGAGCCAGAGAAACGGGUUUUUACUGCGAGAAUGUCAGAAGCUACACCUACAAAGUCUCACCAUCAUGAUUGCCUAAGCAUGAGCUGAAUAAUAAUCUGGGCAUGAUGGUGCAUGUCUUUAAUCCCAGCACUCAGGAGGCAGAGGCAGGUGGGUGUCUGUGAGUUUGAGGCCAGCCUGCAGCCUGGUCUACAGAGUGAGUUUCAGGACAGCAAGGUCUGUACAGAGAAUCCUGGGGGCAGGUGAGGGAAGGGGAGGCACACAGCUGAUGACUGGCAAUGCUAAUGUGUCUGGGAAGGUUCAAGAGGCCUCAGCCCUAUGCAGAACCACAGGCAACUAAGGAAUGCCGAGAAAUAGUCUUCCCCAGGGAAGAGCUCAACAAUUGGCUAUCCAGUACCAAAUGGUCAGCCCUGAAAGCAUAUAACAUAAAAGUAACAUUUACAGAUUCAGCUGUUCAUUUGUUUUUCAUGUAUUGGUUUGCAUGCUACAGAUUUUCAAACUCUGGAGAACUGAAUUCAGUCAGAGUUCAGACCAGAGAAAGUGAGAAAAUUAUCCAGAUGUCCACUUCCAGCCAUAACAACCAUAAAGCUCAGGCUAAUGAACCAACAGUUUCACUUUUCAGACGCUAGUCAGCAAGGCAACAGCAGGCUGGGAAUCCUGAAUGAGGAGAAACUUGAGGGAGCACCACACCUCGGAUUUUUCUGGAAGGCAGUCAUGGGGAGGAUCCACACGGGGCCAGUCGCCUUCUGAUUGAAGAGACUGAUUUAAGAAUCUAAGUGAAGCUGGGGGCAGCUGGCAGUCACAGGGCACAGAGCUGGAUAGAGGGAAGCUGAAAAGGAACUUCCAGAAUCCCAGGGAGCGGGAGCCAUGGAGAAACCUGCAUACUGACUUGCUCCUCACGUUCAUGUUCCUAUACAACCCUGGGCCCUCCCACACAGAGUUGCCUACAGGCCAAUCUGAUGGCUGCAUUUUCUCAGUUGAGGUUCCCUCUUCCUAGAUGAUUGGUUUGUAUCAAGUUAAUAAACUGACCAGCACAGAGAAGGAAACUCAGAACUCCUGUGGGGUGAGGAGACAUGAAAGUGACCAGCCCCAGUUGAGUCCUAUAUGACUAUGUAGGGCAUGCAAUUGUAGAGGGGAGUUUCUGACCCGUGGAAGACCCCAGUGUGUGUCCCUUCAUAAUGAGACUGAAGUGUCCCUCAAAGCAAGCGUUCUCUAGACUUCCUUACCAGAACCUCAGAAUGCUGCAUGAAGGAAUCAACCCAUCUGCAAAUAAUCGGUGUGCCAAAAUAGAGACCAGUGUUUAUUAAAGGUAAUGGAUAAAGAAACAUAUCUGUCCCACAUCCAAAUUACUAGUCAGAGAAAAACUGGGAAGACUGUUCACAGCCAGAGAUGAAAAUCAGCAGAAACUAACCUUGAAAUUGACAGGGAUGGAGUUACCAGAGAGGAACAUUAAAACAGUCAUUAUAAAGAUACAGACCCAGCUGGAUGCUGGUGGUAUACGCUUCUAGUCCCAGAACUCAGGAGGCAGAGGCAGGUGAAUCUCUGUGAGUUUAAGGCCAACCUGGUCUACAAAACAAGGUCCAGGACAGCCAGGGCUGUUACAGAGAGAUUCUGUCUCAAAAAUCAAUAACCAAAUAAAUAUACAAAUCCUUAGAGCUAAUAUGAUUGUAUUAGGGAAAAAUUGAAGAUAUUUCUAAAUUAUUUUUAGACAAAUAUAAUUUAUAAAGAUAAAAAAAUAUUGAUCUGGAAAUGUGGCUCAGCUGUUAAGAACUUGUAUGGCGUUCAAUUCCCAGCACCUAUAACAGGCAGCUCACAACUGCCUGUAACUCCAGUCCCAGGGGAUCCUGUGCCUCUGAUACCCAUGAGUACCCCCACACAUGGCAUACACACACAUAUACACAUGAUUAAAAAUAAAAUAAAAAAUGUAACAUAUACACGUAUAUAUAUUUCAAAUGCAAAUUAUACUGAUAGGCUUUAAUUAAAAACAAUGUGCAAAUUCUUGAAAAUUGCUGUGAGUAGGUUUUAAGCUUAUCCCAAAUAAAAUGCUAGGUAAUUCAUAUAUUAAUUAGUUUUAUUUAGUCAUUUCCUAAUAUAUAAAUUAAA